AUGGGCGAAGCUACUCUGUUCUUAAAGGACGUCUUUGAACAGAUUGAGUCCCUUAGAAAGGAGCACUUCUUUUCUCUCUGUGACCACAUAGAAGAAGAGCUCAAAGAAGAAACAUCAAUGUUUCACCCGAGAUUUUCAGACUACAAAUCCGAGAUAGAAGCAAGAGUGAAUCAGUCUAAACCUGAGUUGAACACCUCUCCUGCAACAGAAUACCAUCAUCACUACCAACAACAUCCUGAACUAGCAUCUCAGUGUCUAGGACUUCCCAUUUUCCAAGGGGCCGGCUUUCAACAAUCUGCUGCGACUACUUCUGGUACCGCGGUUCUUGUCCUUCCGACGCAACCCGAUGGCCAGACACAAGAUACCUCAGACUUGGGAGGGCGUGUGCAGACACAUGGCACUAGUAAUGUACAGUAG
Brassica rapa (field mustard) is the source of this 417-nucleotide messenger RNA. RefSeq names its product transcription factor bHLH47-like. Lineage: Eukaryota; Viridiplantae; Streptophyta; Magnoliopsida; Brassicales; Brassicaceae. The record is from RefSeq and is a predicted model, not a curated record.